Molecule: messenger RNA, 582 nt
Organism: Melampsora larici-populina 98AG31
Lineage: Eukaryota; Fungi; Basidiomycota; Pucciniomycetes; Pucciniales; Melampsoraceae
Exons: 5
Coding region: 1-582 (193 amino acids)
Biological process (GO): vesicle-mediated transport; protein transport
Cellular component (GO): AP-1 adaptor complex; intracellular membrane-bounded organelle
Molecular function (GO): clathrin-cargo adaptor activity
Source: RefSeq, a predicted model, not a curated record
AUGGCAAUCAACUACGUUCUUCUCGUUUCUAGACAAGGCAAAGUGCGACUUGCAAAAUGGUUCACUACAAUGGCACCCAAGCUCAAAGCCAAAAUUGUAAAAGAUGUAACCCAACUCGUCUUAGCUCGUCGGACGAGAAUGUGUAACUUCUUAGAAUAUAAAGAUUCCAAGGUAGUUUAUAGACGAUAUGCAUCUCUUUUCUUUGUGACGGGAAUCGGGCAGGCAGAUAAUGAACUCAUCACCCUUGAAAUCAUUCAUCGCUACGUCGAAGUCCUUGACCGUUACUUUGGAAAUUUAGAUUUGAUCUUCAAUUUUCAAAGGGCAUAUGCUAUCCUUGACGAAUUGAUCAUUGCGGGAGAACUCCAGGAAUCCUCCAAGAAGUCUGUUCUACGGGCGAUUGGACAGAGUGACUCUAUCGAAGAAGCGGAAGCUAGUGAGGAAGGAAGCUUGGCUCGGAUUGCAUCUGGCACCUUUAUCAGUCCAUGGACACACUGGGCGGCAUUUACCCAUCAGCCACCCGUGCUCAAAGAUUUUGUGAGCGUUCAAUGUAGUAUCCCAAGAGUGAUCGAAGUUCAACCCUGA